AUCCCAAAUAGGAAAUAUAUUCCUUAUAAAGAUCCAUUGGCGUCUUAACAGAAACCUCCCAAUUCUUAUAGUCUACCUCCGGACGUAUUAAUUUUUUCUCAGUCUGAAGGAAGGCAGCCCGGCCAGGUAUGGUGAUUAUCCAGGAAAGCUCCAACUUAGAGGAUGAUCGUAUUAGUCAAUUGUCAGAUGAUAUUCUUGGUCUGAUUCUCUCGUUUUUGAGCCUAAAAGAAGCAGUUAGGAUGCGGUUAUUGUCUCACCGGUGGAAAGGGUUAUCCCCGUCCACACCCCAUCUUCAACUUGAUUAUCUGUCGAUUCUUGGAAUUUAUUUCGAUGGGUUCUUGGCGCUCAAUUACAGGAAGAUAAUUCCCAAACAUAAAUCUAAAUUUAUCACAGCUGUGACUCAAAUUUUGAAGUUAUAUACGGGGCCGAAAUUAGACACUUUUGAGGUUACUUUUCCACUGGACGAUGAUUCCGCUUCCAAUGUUGAUGAGUGGAUACGUUUUGCUGUGCAGCAAGAGGCCAACCAACUUAAAAUUGACUGUGGACCUCGCUCCAAUAGUGUUUGUUCCUACUACACUUUUCCUUUGCAUCUUCUGCCUGAUGGCAAAACAUCUCCAUUGAAGCAUCUAUCCCUCAAAUUAUGUGAAUUAUCCUGUGUGCCCAAUUAUGCAAUAAAGUUUAAUUCUUUAGUGACUCUCUACAUUGGUCACACACGCAUAAAUCAAGUUACUUUAGAUAGUAUCCUUUCUGGUUGUGUGAACCUUGAGUUUCUGAGAAUCCAUCGGUGCUAUGUGCCUGAGACUUGUUGCAUAACCGGUGCAUUAAGCCGUCUAAAACGAUUGAUUAUUGAAGAUUGCCAUGAUUAUGGCCUUAUUGCGCUCAAUUCUCUACCGGAGCUUACUACAUUUGAAUACAUGGGUCCAGAAAAGAAGUUCACCCUCCUUGGUCUUCCAUCUCUUGAUAAAAUGUAUUUUAGGUUCAUGAAUUAUUCAUUUGUGGGCACAAGUUAUGUUUGCAAUCGACUUGCAGAAGAUGUCUCACACCUACAAACUCUCUCGUUGUUUUUAGCUCCCUUGGAGGAACCUCCCAUGCCUGCCAGCAGGACUCCAUUCAAAUUUCUGAAGAAUUUGGAGUUGUUUAUUAUUAUAUCACCAAAUUAUGAUCUUUUCACUAUUGUACACAUUCUUAAUGCUUCUCCUGUCCUGCAGAAGUUCCUUCUCUCUGUAUGUCCUAAUCAUAACCGGAAAACUAAAACGAGUGGAGUAUUUGAUAAUAAAUGCAUCCAUUUUCACCUUAAAGAAGUCGAGAUAUGUGGGUUUUCAGACCGAAUUAAUUGUAUGGAGUUAGCUGUUUAUUUACUUGAUAGUGCUGUUGCCCUAGAGCGGAUGCUUAUCAAUUUUCAUAGACGAGAAUAUUAUGGACUUGACAAAUGGAAAUAUGGCAAAGUGUUUCCUAAGAACCUAAAUCGAGAGGUGACAUGUGAUUUACUUCAAAAACACAAUGUCGAUUCCAAAGUAGAAGUCGUUGUUAUUUGAUUUCCAUUUAUAAGUUUGAGUUUCAUCAUGAUGUUAUGUAAAAUUUAUAGACUUUUGAGUAAUGAAUAAUUGACUUUUUUUAUUAUUGUAAUGAGGAGGGUUGUGUAUUUUUGCUUGGAUAUGAUGUAAAAUGGUUGUUGGAUACUUUGGAUGUUGCUAAUGGGGUGGUCGAGUAAAUUUUAUAAUAAUUAAUUAGUACUGUUACUAACUGU
Cuscuta epithymum is the source of this 1747-nucleotide messenger RNA. The record is from the annotation of a GenBank genome assembly. NCBI's taxonomy places the organism in Eukaryota, Viridiplantae, Streptophyta, Magnoliopsida, Solanales, Convolvulaceae.